AUGCUCUAUAGAUGGAAGCCACUCAAGGCUAAGUGGUAUUACUACAUUUUGCUUGGAUUGGUUGAUGUGGAAGCAAACUUUCUUGUGGUGAAGGCUUACCAGUAUACUUCAAUUACAAGUGUGAUGCUGCUGGACUGUUGGACAAUACCAUGUGUCCUAUUUCUCACGUGGUUUUUUCUGAAGACAAAGUAUAGAUUCAUGAAGUUGAUAGGUGUAGCAAUAUGUGUAGCUGGUCUUGUGACUGUUGUCUUCUCCGAUGUGCAUUCUGCAGAUAGAUUAAGUGGCAGCAACCCUAUUAAGGGUGAUCUGCUUGUUAUUGCUGGAGCCACACUUUAUGGUGUGAGUAACGUCAGCGAGGAAUAUUUUGUUAAAAGUGCAGAUAGGGUCGAGCUUAUGGCUUUCUUGGGCGUAUUUGGUGGCAUCAUCAGUGCUUGCCAAAUAGUCAUACUUGAACGCGUUGAACUCAAGUCUAUUCACUGGACAGCUGGAGCGGCGCUUCCUUUUGUUGGAUUUUCUCUGGCCAUGUUUCUGUUUUACUCUGGAGUUCCCAUCUUAUUAAAGAUUAGUGGGUCCACGAUGCUAAAUCUGUCAUUGCUCACCUCAGAUAUGUGGGCGGUUUUGAUUCGGAUAUUUGCUUACCAUGAAAAGGUCCUGGAAGAACAUGUUAUUUGGAAAAAAAAAUAG
Molecule: messenger RNA, 684 nt
Organism: Striga hermonthica
Lineage: Eukaryota; Viridiplantae; Streptophyta; Magnoliopsida; Lamiales; Orobanchaceae
Source: the annotation of a GenBank genome assembly